Molecule: messenger RNA, 4158 nt
Organism: Pungitius pungitius (ninespine stickleback)
Lineage: Eukaryota; Metazoa; Chordata; Actinopteri; Perciformes; Gasterosteidae
Gene: rbm15b
Product: RNA binding motif protein 15B
Exons: 1
Coding region: 329-2935 (868 amino acids)
Biological process (GO): regulation of alternative mRNA splicing, via spliceosome
Cellular component (GO): nucleus
Molecular function (GO): mRNA binding
Source: RefSeq, a predicted model, not a curated record
GUAACAGUGUCGUAGAAAUAAAGCGCGUGACGUCAUUACGUCAGCUGAAGAUGCGUCAUCGCGCUCUCCGCCCUCCUCGGAGAAAGCGCACAUUCCUAUUGUCCAAGAUGGCGGCGUAGCUGCAGACCCUCCGAGGCUGACAUGUUUCUAACCAAGUUAAUGCUUUUAUUCGGACGUUUAUGCAAUUAUCCAACGGUUGGCUCGGUAGCGUUUCUUUACCGGAGCCCUCGGCUGCCACAUCGGUGUCGCUAACGCUCCCUGACCACGUCGCCGAGGUCGGAUUCCCGUCGCGGGCGCCGAAAAGUUUGAGCUCCAUCAUCCCGUGAAGAUGAAGAGGCAGGCCGGGAGGGAUACGAGUCCGUCCAGGGCCGUCACCAAACGGACACGGGACCGGGAGAGCUCUCGGAGGGAGGAGCUUCAGCCUCCUCCGCCGCCCCCGCCGCCGCUGGCUCUGCUGCUUGCGGAAAGCCGCGGCUACCACCGCAGGAGCCGGAGCCGGGAGCGCGACAAGCCGCGGCUGCGGGAGGAGCGCGCCGCCGCGCUGGAGCUCCACCACCGGCACGAGCUCAGCCUCCUCGGGCGUCCGCCGCUGCGCACCACCGCCUCCACCACCUCCUCCACCUCCGCGGAGCAGCAGCUGCCCGCCGCCAGGCCGGGCACGCUGGAGUACAAGACGCUGCUCAUCAGCAACCUGGGCUCGCAGGUGUCCGACGAGGACGUGGAGGACGCGCUGUUUCACGAGUUCAAGAAAUUCGGUGACGUCAGCGUGAAGCUGUCGCACACGCCGGAGCUGGGCCGCAUUGCCUACGUAAACUUCCGGCACCCGGAGGACGCCAAGGAGGCCCGGCACGCAAAAUCCUCCCGCCUGGUGCUGGGCGACCGGCAGCUGAAGAUCGAACCCAUGUACGUGAGGAGGCGCAGCGUGACGCCGCCGGACGUCGGGUACCUACCGCUGCACGCGCCGCUCCACGCGCCGUACCCGUACCGGCAGCGCUCGCUCUCCCCCCCCACGGGCCCCGGCGGCGCGGGCGGCAUACGGGACCUCCGGGCGCGCCACUACGCCCUGGAGACGCUGGGGCUCAGCAGGGAGAGAGAGAGGAUUCUGGAUUACUACGGGAUGCUGGACGAGCGGGGGCGGCCUUAUGGGUUCCCCCCCAUGCCGGUAGUGGAGGACCUGAAGCCUGAGGACGACCAACGGGCCACCAGCAACCUCUUCAUCGGCAACCUGGACGGCAACGUGACCGAGGCCGAGCUGAGGAGGGGCUUCGACAAGUACGGCGUCAUCGAAGACGUGGUGAUCAAACGCCCGGCCCGGGGUCAGGGGGGCGCGUACGCCUUUGUGAAGUUUCAGAACCUGGACAUGGCGCACCGGGCCAAAGUGGCCAUGCAGGGACGGCUGAUGGGGGGCAACCCGAUCAAGAUCGGCUACGGGAAGGCCAACCCCACCACGCGGCUUUGGGUUGGCGGCCUCGGGUCCGGGAACUCCCUCGCCGCCCUGGCCCGGGAGUUUGAUCGGUUCGGGAGCAUCAGGAACAUCGACUAUGUGAAGGGGGACAGUUUCGCUUACAUUCAGUACGAGAGCUUGGAUGCCUCCCAGGCCGCGUGCACCCAGAUGAGGGGGUUCCCCCUGGGGGGCCCCGAACGGCGCCUGAGGGUGGACUUUGCCAAAGUGGAGGAAAGUCCCUCUCGGGUAUUUCCCACCGGCUACCAGCCCCCCGUGGUGGCCCCCUCCCACUACGACCUCAUCGGCGAGGCCUACAGCCGCCACCGCAGCCUGGAGCGAGAGCUGAGGGGAGCCAGGGACCGCUCCACCCCCCCGCCACCCUCGGCGGCCCUCGGUCUCCUCAUCCCGCGGGAGAGGGAGCGGGCGCUGCUGGAGAGGGAGUACACCGCCAGCCCCACCCGCAGCCUGGAGAGGAGGGCAGGGGCCGUGGAGGCCUUCGGGCGGAGCGGGCGGGCGGCGCGGAGCCGCAGCCGGAGCAGGGAGCGCUGGCUGAAGGAGCGCGAGGAGAGGCGGAGCCGCAGGAGGAGCAGGAGCGCCUCCACUGACCGUCUGACGGAAGAGAGGGAGAAAGAGCGGGGGAAGGAGCGGGGGAGGUCGAGGGUCCGAGCGCAGGCAGGCGCCGCCUCACCCGAGGCCAGCCCGGACCGGGCGAGGGUCCGUGCCCCCGAUUCUACCACCGAGCCCAGGGACCACUCCCCCGAGAACGGAGGGGGUGGGCGACGCGUCGCCACCAACGAAGAAGACCAGCUGCCCAGCCGCCACCACAGCAAAAGGUCCAACGAGCACCUCAACAACCAUCACCACAGAAACAGCGACAACGCCGCGUCUUCCCCCGCCGCCGCCAACACCCCCGCCGCCCACUCGGACGCCGGCGGCGCCGCCUCCCCCCCCAGCACGCUCUCAGAGUUCGCCCAGGCCUCGCUCGUCAAUUCGUGGCACGGCUUCUUUGCCCUGAAGAACAGCAGCUUCCCCACCACGCUGUACCUGCUGGAGGGCGGCCCCGCCUUCUUCGGCGCCGUGAUGCGCGACACGCUGAAGCCGCCCGGCCAGAACCGGCUGAAGAUCGCCCAGCGGCUCCGCAUGGACCAGACGCGGCUGGACGAGGUGUCGCGCCGCGUCAAGCUGGGCCGGCCAGACGGCUACGCCGUGCUGCUCGCCCUGCAGGGGCCCGUUGACCGGCAGGGCGCCGCCCCGCCGCUGGAGCCGGGCCUGCAGGCGCGCCUGCUCCGCCACCUGGUGACCUACCUGCGCAACAAGGAGGCGGCCGGCGUGGUCAGCCUGCCGGGCGCCAAGGAAGGCGGGCCCGGCGCUAUGCUGUACGCCUUCCCCCCCGGGGCCUUCUCGCAGCAGUACCUGCAGGCCGCCAAGAGGAUUGUUGGUAAUCUGGACGAGGAACACAUGGUCAUCGUCAUCGUCAAUGACACUAACUAAGGCUUUGAUAGCGGGCCCCUCCCGACUGGUUUUUAGAAGCAUGCGUUACGUGGUUUUAUUCCGUGGGUUUAUGAAAGAAACGCGACCCUGUGUCCGGACUCAUUUUAAAGGAUCUUAAACGCUUUUAUACUUAUACGUACAACACUAAACCUUUUAAAUGCUUGUUGACUUUAUUUUUUUCCGUUCUGUGUAUCUGAAAUAUAUAGGUUUGUGUGUGUGUGUGAAUGUGUGUGUUCAUAUAAUUACACACUGAGGUUUUUAUACAACGUGAUUGUAUGAACUGUGCUCUACCGGCAUCAAAAAAGAAACCUAAAGGGUGGAUUUCACUCAACCCGUCCCCGCGACUGUAUACUUCACAAGCUAGGUGUGUUUUUAGUUUUUAUCAAUUGAACCAUUCCAGAUGUUAGUGUCUAUCUCUAAGGUGUGUGUGAGUGUGAGAGAGCAAGGGAUGUGUAGAAGUGUGUGAGGUUCUUCUCCACUCACAAAACCAUUAUUUUGACAGAACAAGAGCUGAUGGUCUACAGCCUCCGUUGGUAAGUCCUAAUGUGUGUUUUUAAGUUUAUGGGGUUGGUUCAGAUUCACUGCUAAAUAUUUUUGUUAAAGCUGUUGUGGUUUUAAAGCGGAUGAAAAUAUUUCAAAUACAGAGUACAUUUAUUACUCUUUUAUUUGUCUGAAAUGAGUUGAGUUUGAGUUAGUUUCUCCAUUUUCCAUCCUGAGAACCUCACCCACUCCCUAAACACGUCGCCACUGUCCUUUUUUUUAAAAGCAAGCAUCUCCCAAACCUGAAAAGCUGUACAGAUGUUCAAACACAAUGCGGGUAAUUUCAUUCAAACAUCUUUACUCAUUCCCCCAAAAGUCUUUCAUAGAAAUGUUGUUCUUUCUAAUCUCUCGGUAGGUUUUUAACUUCAACGAUAAAGUGUUUUGUUUAUACUUUAAUUACUACAACAAUUACAACAACACUCCCAUUCGGAUAAGAAUGAAUGAAGAAAAUAAAUAGAAAAGCUGGAAAUGCUACGUGCUUCUUGAACUAAAUGAGAAUGUAUGGUGUGGAAGACGAGUGACGCCUACAUGUGAUGUUGUUUACUACAUUUGUUGGUUGUGUUUUUUGUUUUUUUUUAGAAGCUUGGUUGGCUCUGUAAAAAAAGUUUGUUUUGUAUCCAACUGCACCAGAACAAAACAUUUAAGUGAUGAGAAGAAUAAAGAAGAAUUGUACUGAAGUUUAA